AUGAUAUCGUUAAUGCUGAUUUUAUCUUUGGAUUGUGACAUCAAAUGUGCUAUCAUCUUCUUCCCAUACACAAAUCGGGAGAUAACGUUAAAACAUUCAGUUAUUUCUCGAGUUCGGUCUGAUGAAGACGCACCAUUGAACAUUCUCAAAGGAAUGAAAAAUAAGGAAGAUCAAUUGUGA
Messenger RNA from Clunio marinus, 180 nucleotides. The record is from the annotation of a GenBank genome assembly. Lineage: Eukaryota; Metazoa; Arthropoda; Insecta; Diptera; Chironomidae.